AUGAUUCAGGGAAACCCUAAGAUUCUCCUGGCUGCCAGUCCCGUGUUUCACGGCCGGUACACGGAUAAGAACCUGCCAUUCGAGCUCGUUCCGGUAACGACACGUGGCGGCGACGUCUCCGUGCAGAUUCGCGUGCGCGUCGAUGAUCUCACGAGCUUCACGGCUAGAGGAUCCUCGAGGACGAGGAAGGAGGCAGAGCGGCAGUGCGCCAUCGACGCCUGCUUCCAUCUCAAGGACCUAGAUCUGCUACGGUUGCCCGAAGAAGCAGCGCCUCAUCUUGCUGCUAUCUUAGGCAGUGGACCCGGAUCAAGUGGAAGGGGAGGAGGGGGGGGAGGAAGGGGUGGAGGGGGUGGAGGGGGAGGGAGUAGUGGUGGGCUGUCGUCCGUGUGGGCGGAGAACCCCAAGAACUUUCUGCAGCACUGUCCGGUGUUCAAGGACUGGAUCGUCAACAAGGGAGGGAAGCUCAAUAUCCGGGUUUCCUCUGCAGGCCCUGACCACGGCAAGUCAGUGCCCCCCCCCCCUCCCUUCAAUCUUCCCUCAAGCCUCUUCUAUCUUUAUCUCCCUUACUCCUCCAUCUCCCCCCCAUCCCCCCUCCCCUCCUCCUUCCCCAGGUGUUCUAUGCAGAGCAGAGCUGGAUGUGUUCUAUGCGGAGCUGUAUGUUCUGCUGAGGAGGUGGGGCGGGCAGACCCACAGUUCCCCGUGUUCUAUGCGGAGCUGGAUGUGCCGUUGGGGAGGGGGGCUGGAGCGCAGGUGUGGGUGGCGAGGGGGAGGGGGCGCAACAAGGCGGACGCGGAGAGGAGCUGCUGCGUGGCUGCGUGUGAGCGCCUGCACGAGCUGGGGCUGCUCAAGGCACCUUCCUCCUCCAACCUUGCUGCCCUGGGAGGGCAGAGCGGUGGUGGAGGCAUGCUGACCAAGGAUCAGGGACAGACCCCGCGCCUCUCCCUCGAUCCAGCCGACAUCACCCUUCUUGAGGACGUGCUCUCCGAGUUCCACUCCAGCCUGCCCAAGCCACCGUCUCUCCCUCCCCCCUCGCACUCGCCUCCUCUCCCCUCCCACCCUCCCGACUACACCACCCAAGGCAAUGGCUUGCUUCCCCGCCCUCACUCCACAGGCACGCUCCCUUCCUCCUCCUCCUCGCUCCCGUACCCCUCUGGUUCUGGAUCUAACGCAGCAGCAGCAGCAGCAGCAGCAGCAGCAGCAGCAGCAGCAGCAGGGGGAGCAGCAGCAGCGGCGGCAGCAGGAGCAGCAGCGGCGGCGGCGGCAGCAGCAGCAAUGGAUGUAUCUGGACCGUACCCGAGGGAUCCUUACCUGGAUGAACGGUUCAGAUUGGCUGCUGAGAGGAGGAGCGCGGCAAGGGAGAUGGAGGACAGGUGGAGAGCGAGGGAGAGGCUGCCAGCGUGGAAGGAGAGGGAUGCAGUGGUGCGCAUGGUGCAUGCAAACCCAGUGUCGCUCAUUGUUGGAGAGACUGGCUGUGGCAAGACCACCCAGGUAGGGGGAUAG
Molecule: messenger RNA, 1500 nt
Organism: Closterium sp. NIES-65
Lineage: Eukaryota; Viridiplantae; Streptophyta; Zygnematophyceae; Desmidiales; Closteriaceae
Source: the annotation of a GenBank genome assembly